Messenger RNA from Saccostrea echinata, 1810 nucleotides. Its product is annotated as T-complex protein 1 subunit beta-like. The record is from RefSeq and is a predicted model, not a curated record. Gene Ontology annotation, biological process: protein folding. NCBI's taxonomy places the organism in Eukaryota, Metazoa, Mollusca, Bivalvia, Ostreida, Ostreidae. Gene Ontology annotation, molecular function: ATP hydrolysis activity; ATP-dependent protein folding chaperone; ATP binding. Gene Ontology annotation, cellular component: chaperonin-containing T-complex; cytosol. The coding region runs from base 104 to 1696 and encodes 530 amino acids. The transcript has 16 exons.
CCGGAAAUAGCUUGAAAUCCGAAGGGAAGCUUCGAGAUAUUUUGGAUUUGUUUAUACAGUUUGGCUCUAAUUGUGAAGAAAGGACACCUUUUCCAAAAGAAUAAUGGUGUCUUUGAAUCCGGUACAGAUCUUCAAUGCAGGGGCAGAAGAGGAAAAGGCAGAAACUGCCAGAUUGUCCUCCUUUGUGGGAGCUAUUGCUAUUGGUGAUCUGGUGAAAAGCACACUGGGACCUAAGGGAAUGGACAAAAUAUUACAAAGCUCUGGUGGAAUACAAGUCACAAAUGAUGGAGCCACAAUUCUAAAAUCUAUAGGCAUUGACAACCCAGCAGCAAAGAUCUUAGUGGAUAUCUCCAAAGUGCAGGAUGAUGAGGUUGGAGAUGGGACCACAUCUGUAGUAGUCCUGGCUAGUGAAUUAUUGAGAGAGUCUGAGUCAUUAAUCUCCCAAAAGAUCCACCCCCAGACCAUUAUAUCUGGAUGGAGGAAGGCUACAGAUGAGGCCAGGAAGGCACUACAGAAUUUUGCCAGAGAUAAUGGGAAUAAUGAGAAGAAGUUUCGAGAGGACUUGAUGAACAUUGCUCGUACAACCCUCAGCUCCAAAAUCCUCACUCAGUAUAAAGACCACUUCUCUAAACUGGCUGUAGAUGCAGUUCUAAGGUUAAAGGGCAGUGGUAAUUUAGAUGCCAUUCACCUCAUUAAGAAAUCUGGAGGUGGCUUACAAGACUCAUACUUAGAUGAAGGUUUUCUCUUGGAUAAGAAGAUAGGUGUUAACCAACCCAAGAGGAUAGAGAAUGCCAAAAUUUUAAUAGCUAACACACCCAUGGACACAGAUAAAAUCAAGGUGUUUGGAAGCAAAGUGAAAGUAGAUGCUGUUUCCAAAGUAGCAGAAUUAGAAUUGGCCGAAAAAGAGAAGAUGAGGGAUAAAGUUAACAAAAUUGUAAAGCAUGGCUGUAAUGUGUUCAUCAAUAGGCAAUUAAUUUAUAACUACCCUGAGCAGCUGUUUGCUGAUGCUGGUGUGAUGGCCAUUGAGCAUGCUGAUUUUGAGGGAAUAGAGAGGCUAGCAUUAGUCACUGGUGGUGAAAUUGUGUCCACAUUUGACUCCCCUGACCAUGUUCGCCUGGGCAAGUGUAAGCUUAUAGAGGAAGUGAUGAUUGGGGAGGACAAGUUAAUCAAGUUCUCAGGUGUGGAGAUGGGUGAGGCCUGCACCAUUGUUCUACGAGGCGCCACCAAACAGAUUCUUGAUGAGGCUGAACGGUCACUCCAUGAUGCCCUUUGUGUUCUAACGCAGACUGUAAAGGAAACCAAAACGGUGUUUGGUGGAGGAAGUUCAGAAAUGCUAAUGGCAGAUGCUGUCUCUAAAUUGGCUGCAAAGACUCCUGGGAAAGAAGCUGUUGCCAUGGAGUCCUUUGCUAAGGCAUUAAGAAUGCUUCCCACCACUAUAGCAGACAAUGCAGGAUAUGACAGUGCCCAGCUGAUCUCAGAGCUGAGGGCAAUCCACACAGCAGGAAAACACACCAUGGGAUUAAAUAUGGUUGAUGGUGAGGUGGGUGAUAUGGAGAAGUUAGGCAUUACAGAAUCCUUCCAGGUGAAGCGUCAGGUUUUAAUGAGCGCAUCAGAGGCCGCUGAAAUGAUUCUACGUGUAGAUGAUAUCAUCAAAUCAGCACCAAGACCACGACAACCAGAUCACAGGCACCACUGAAAUCGUGUACAUUAGUGACAUUUGAUUAAUUCAGUACUGAACAAAUUACUGUCUUAAAUUAUCAAUUGUGUGAACCAUAUUUGAAUUGUAAUAAAUAUCUAAUAUUUCUUGUGA